CACCCCUCCAGCUACUUGCCUGCCAGUUGUGUCCCGUGCCGCGCAUACUCCGCUGUGUGCGAGAGAGAUAGGCGCGCAAUGCCGCCGCUGGUCCGAGAGCUUCGGAGGCGCGCGAGGAGUGCGUGCGCCCGCGCAGCUGCUCACUCGCUCAUCUAAUCUCGUUUGAUUCUUUUCAGGCCUCCGACGGCGAGAUGCAUAAAAUAAGCUUGUUUGCCAGUUUGACAUCAAACCUUCAGCCAGUGAAAGAUAAUCGAGCUCCCUCUAGAGCAGGGUUGUCAAACCCAUUUCCUGGAGGUUUCUGCGGUUUGGAUUUGCGCGGCUGCCGAACGUGUUCCCUGCAGGAGCAGAAGGAGGAUCUGCGGAAGCGCCUGACCUAUACUACACACAAGUUAGAAAUGUUAGAGUCCGAGUUUGAUUCAACUCGUCAGUACUUGGAGACUGAACUACGAAGAGCUCAGGAAGAGCUGGAGAAGCUGACAGAAAAACUGCGUCGCAUACAGAGCAGUUAUGCAUCCCUGCAGAGGAUCAACCAGGAACUUGAAGAGAAAAUUCAAAGAACGUCUCAGCACCAUGAUGAUGAGAAGAGAGCUCUAAGCCAUGAGAUAAUUGUCUUGAACAAUCACUUAAUGGAGGCCAAGAUAACAAUAGAAAAACUUCGAGAGGAUAAUGAACUCUACAGGAAGGACUGCAAUUUGGCUGCUCAGUUGCUCCAGUGCAGCAAGUCUCAUUACAGGGCUCACAAGCUCUCGGAGCUCCCUGUAGACUUCCAAGAGCGUGUGAGCCAUCACAUGGAGAAGCAUGGCUGUGGCAUCUCACUUCCACUCUGCCAUUCCCCCUACUCUGACACUGUGCCUACUUCAGUCAUUGCCAAGUUACUAGAGAAACCAGAGCCCAGCAGUGCACCUGGCUCACACACCUCCAGUCCUUUGUCCAGGGACACAAACCCAUCCCACAACCAUAUGGGCAGCUCAGAGAAGCUGAGUCGCAGGCCUGUUUACAAGUCAGACUUGUACUGCAGUGACACAGCUCUCUACUGUCCUGAUGAACGAAGGAGGGAAAGGCGACAGAGUGUGGAUUUGCAUGUGAAAGAGCCUGCAAUAUUCAGGCCACAGAACUCUACAGACAGCAACACUGAAGAGGAUGGCUUCCAUUCCAGCUUCUCCCAUGAACCUUUUACUGAAUUCAUCACAUCACUGCCUGCUUCUAGCUCUUACUCCAGCUUUAGUGUGGGCUCUGAUGAGAAAGGGAAUGCUCCUAGCAGCACGGUCUCCUCAUCUCACCAAGCCAUCUACAUGGAUUGGAGAGAUGAGAAUUAUGAAAGGAAAAGCAACUCUUCAUAUGAGAAGGAGAGCCCUCUUUUUCCCAAGUCCAGAAGCUUCCAGCAAAUACUGCAUGACCACCAGAGUGGCACAUCUCCAGUUUACAUGAGGACUAUCCCUGUGAGCUUCAGCGAAUCUUUUCCUUCACCAAGUAUACGUUCCUCGCAUGUGUUAGGACAUACAAAGAUUUAUAGUGACAGCAGGAACAGUGUCAACAGUCCAGAGGAGGACCUGUCCAGCUGCUGGAGGCAGUUGAGUGUUGAAGACAUUAAUGCAUAUUCUUACAGGAAUCCUGGAAGGAUUUCCCCCUACAGCUUUUCAGAGCAGCACUUUGCCAUGGGUCCUAUGAAAAACAGGUUGGGCCACCUGUAUAGUAGCUUCCAAGAGGGUGAUGACGUCUAUCAAAACAGGCUAAUUGACCCUUGCCUGCUACCUGCCAGUCCCAGUCCAGAGCAUGGCAAAGCACUCAUGUACCAGGCAAAAGACGAUGAGCAGAAAUCUGAGAGAAGCCUCUUCCACUCCGGCUCCCAGGAGAAGGGGAGCAGUAGCAGCAGUGGUGGCGCCAAGAAAGAGUAUGUGGAUGUCAGCCCCAACAGCUCAGCCGAGUCCCUAAACCAAAGUUCUUUAGAGGCUUCAGACCUUUUAAAUUAUUCAGUGGAGCUGGAAACAUCUUCCCUGGUGAGCAGCAAACCAGCACUGUACCAAAAAUUUGGCAGCACAGGACUCUGCAGGAAGGACAGUCUCACCAAGGCACAACUGUAUGGGACUUUGCUAAAUUAAAUUUUCCUUUU
Erpetoichthys calabaricus (reedfish) is the source of this 2110-nucleotide messenger RNA. Its product is annotated as brain-enriched guanylate kinase-associated protein. NCBI's taxonomy places the organism in Eukaryota, Metazoa, Chordata, Cladistia, Polypteriformes, Polypteridae. The coding region runs from base 192 to 2099 and encodes 635 amino acids. The record is from RefSeq and is a predicted model, not a curated record. Gene Ontology annotation, cellular component: synapse. The transcript has 7 exons.